UUUCUCCUCGUCGCAAAGAGGUGUACGCGCGGAGCGGAGUUGCGGUCUCGCUGAGGGUUCUGGUGCAGCUUUCUUUAGGGCCUUUCUCCGCCCGCUGUCUGCUUCUCUGCUGAAAAGGGUCCUUCAUCUCACAAGGCGUGCGCUGGGUUCUUGUUUCUGCGUUUCUUGCUGCGUUCUUGUUUCUGUGGUGGAUCGUGAAGGGGGCAGAGUCGAUUGGGUUUUCCUUCAGGUCUAAUGCUGAGAAGAUAAAACCAAGUUCACCUAGUGUUGGAUCUCUUUGGAGCUUGGCUGACCAGAGCUGUUCUUGGCUGGAAACCAUGAGGAAACAUUUUCCAUAAAAGCGUCACGCAACCGAAGCAAUGGCAUCAUCAGCUAACUUAGAUACCGGGGCCCAGCUAAUUGUAGAAGAGUGUACCACUAGCUACAGCCUUCCACCUAUGCCAGACAUCAAGGUGGAGCACCAGCUGGACUCCAGCACAGAGGAGGGCCCAUCCCAGAGCGUGGCCAUGGGCAUGAAAUUCAUUUUACCCAAUAGAUUUGAUAUGAACGUCUGCUCGCGAUUUGUGAAGUCUUUGAAUGAGGAGGACAGUAAAAAUAUUCAAGACCAAGUUAACUCUGACCUGGAAGUGGCAUCUGUCCUGUUUAAAGCUGAAUGCAACAUCCGUACUUCUCCUUCACCUGGUAUCCAAGUAAGACAUGUUUAUACUCCAUCAACUACUAAGCAUUUCUCACCAAUAAAGCAGUCAACUACCCUAACUAACAAACAUAGGGGAAAUGAAGUCUCUACAACACCUCUGCUUGUAAAUUCUUUAUCAGUUCACCAGCUGGCUGCUCAGGGAGAAAUGUUGUAUCUGGCCACACGUAUUGAACAGGAAAAUGUAAUCAAUCAUAAGGAUGAAGAAGGAUUUACCCCUCUGAUGUGGGCUGCAGCUCAUGGGCAGAUAGCAGUAGUGGAAUUUCUCCUCCAAAAUGGUGCAGAUCCUCAGAUUCUGGGGAAAGGGCGAGAAAGUGCCCUCUCACUGGCUUGCAGUAAAGGGUACACAGAUAUUGUGAAAAUGCUGCUCGACUGUGGUGUUGAUGUCAAUGAGUAUGACUGGAAUGGAGGUACACCUCUACUGUAUGCAGUGCAUGGGAACCAUGUGAAAUGUGUAAAAAUUCUUCUUGAAAGCGGUGCUGAUCCAACUAUCGAAACAGAUGCUGGCUAUAAUUCCAUGGAUUUGGCUGUAGCCUUGGGCUAUCGGAGUGUUUGAAAGCUGUGAAGUGUCCAUUGUUGUAGAAUCUGGAACUGAAUCCAAAAUAGGACAGUAUUGCACAUGCAGCUUCUACAAGCGGGGCCCUAUGUGUGUGGGGGAGCCAGUAACUUCGGAGAGAUCUAGAUGUAGGACUCCUUCAGGAGCUCAAUCUCAAAAUGCCUAACAGACGUAGUUUCUAAUAAGCCAUUUAUACGUUUUAAAAUUUGCUUGGCAUAUGCCUAUUCAAACCAGAGAACAGAUCAUCAUCCCCAAAAACCAUCUGCCUUCAAACUAUUUAUGUUGUUUUUGAUUAUAUGAGGUGCUUAUUUUCUGAAGGGAUGUAAACUCCUUCUCAGAGUGAAUUAAUUCUUGUCCGUCGGCAUCUGCCAGAAAAAAUAGUACAGACCUUAAAGACUUAAAAAAUUGAACCCUGAUUAACCAGAUUGUUUCUUGGCUUCAGUUCAACAGGUUAUUGAGUCUCAUCUAUUAAAGCUACUUCAAAGUAUCAAGGAAUAAUGGCUGGCUCUUCUGUGGCUGUCAGUUCUUGUCUUAGAGGUUUUGACUCCUUUUUAGGCCUGUAAUCAGUGAAAAGAGAUGUUUGUUUUGUAAGUUUACCUCAAUUCAACUAUUUGUUGGUUUUACUUAAGCCAAGCAUGUCCAACCUGUGGCCUGCCCCAUGCCAUCUUGUCAGUGGCUCUACCAAACAGUGCUACUGUGCUCUAUGUAUCAGCUGUAGUCUCUGUGGAAAUAAACAGGAUGCAUUACUUCUGAAACAACUUACAUAUCUGCAUCCCAAGAUAAUUCCUACUCACCCAGUGUGGCCUAGGCAAGCCAACAGGUUGGACACCCAUGACUUAAGCUUUUAAAUAUGCUUCCUCUUUCAUAGAAAUAUGUGAUGUUAUGCUUUUCUUAAAUAUAUUUUAUAUAACCUUGAAAGAAAAGGUCUGUUGUCAUGCAUGAAAAACUGAAUAAAACCUGUUAACUGUGUAAAUAUUCACACUGAGUGCACUGGAUGGCACAGUGCCAAGUGUUCUUCUUGAUCCUGUCACUGACACAUAUUCACGGGAAGGUGAUUAGAUACUGAGGUAUAUCACCAUAGAAAAUAGAUGUUUUUACUGUUAAUGGUAUUCAAAUGUGUGCCAUGUGUGAUUGUUUUCAAUAUCUUCAGCUAAUAUAAUUGUGUCAACUUCUGUCUUUGUAUGAUUUUUAAGAAGUUAGUAAUAAAUGUAGCAACCUUGGUGGUA
Numida meleagris (helmeted guineafowl) is the source of this 2476-nucleotide messenger RNA. It is a transcript of the gene ANKRA2, whose product is annotated as ankyrin repeat family A member 2. Gene Ontology annotation, molecular function: protein binding. The transcript has 9 exons. The record is from RefSeq and is a predicted model, not a curated record. NCBI's taxonomy places the organism in Eukaryota, Metazoa, Chordata, Aves, Galliformes, Numididae. Gene Ontology annotation, cellular component: nucleus. Bases 360 to 1250 code for a protein of 296 amino acids. Gene Ontology annotation, biological process: regulation of gene expression.